Molecule: messenger RNA, 1208 nt
Organism: Solanum pennellii
Lineage: Eukaryota; Viridiplantae; Streptophyta; Magnoliopsida; Solanales; Solanaceae
Product: transcription factor MYB78-like
Exons: 3
Coding region: 163-1026 (287 amino acids)
Biological process (GO): regulation of DNA-templated transcription
Cellular component (GO): nucleus
Molecular function (GO): sequence-specific DNA binding; DNA-binding transcription factor activity
Source: RefSeq, a predicted model, not a curated record
CUCGUGUAGUAAUCCAAACAUACAUCUUUCUUCUCAACUUUCUCUUUCUCUCAAAAACACCUUUUAUUCUCUCUUUAGUUUCAUCUAUCCAUCAAUAUACUUUUAUUUCCAUCAUCAAUCAAUUAGUUUCUUCGACCGAUUCGAGUUAAAUCAUUAUUCUUGAUGGAUCAUCAACAUGUUAAAGUUAAUUUGAGCCGUGGAGAUGCCAAAAAUAAGAAUGAAGAUGACAUGGACCUCCGACGAGGUCCAUGGACCGUUGAGGAAGACUUCACCCUCAUGAAUUAUAUAGCUCAUCAUGGCGAAGGUCGUUGGAAUACUCUUGCUCGUUGUGCUGGUCUAAAACGAACAGGGAAAAGUUGUAGACUAAGAUGGUUGAAUUAUCUCCGGCCCGAUGUACGACGUGGAAAUAUCACUCUUGAAGAACAACUUUUGAUUCUUGAACUACAUUCUCGUUGGGGCAAUCGGUGGUCAAAAAUUGCUCAACAUUUGCCGGGAAGAACUGACAAUGAGAUAAAAAAUUACUGGAGAACGCGAGUACAAAAACAUGCCAAACAGCUUAAAUGUGACGUGAAUAGCAAACAAUUUAAGGAUACUAUGCGUUAUCUAUGGAUGCCAAGGUUAGUAGAGAGAAUUCAAGCCGCUGCAGGGGCAGGGGCAUCUACCUCCUCAGAAGUGAUUAAUCCUCAAAACAUAGUACAAAUAGAUCACAACACAUGUGUAACAAAUUCAAGCACGGCAACCGCUUCAUCUGAUAACUCAUUCGGAACUCCUGUCUCAGACCUCACUGAUUGUUGCUACAAUUAUCCGCAACAACAACAAGAUUGUUUUCAACUUGUUGGAGAAUCUUUAAUUAGCCCCACUGGUUACUUUCACCAUGCUUUAGAAUUUCAAGGUGCUGCUGCUGCAGCUAUAGAUCAUCAACAAAACACCACUCAAUGGAUGGACGGUGCAAAUUUCUCUGACAAUUUAUGGAAUAUUGAAGACAUGUGGUUUUUACAGCAGCAACUCAACAACAAUGUUGUUUGAAUAUUAAAUUAUGAACAUAAUAUCAUCCAUCACAUGUAGAAAACAAAAUAAAUAUAUUAUAGAGGUCGCAGAUUACGAUAGAAGAACCGUGGAUGCAUUAAUAUUUCAUCCUCAUGUAGGAUAUAUACAUGUAGGAUUAAUUCGUGAAUUUUUUUACAGUCUAAAAUUACUUUUCUUCUCUA